UAUACUUCAUACGUCAUACGUCAGUAAAACUAACAAAAACAAAAUUCCUAAAAUCAAAAAUAUAUAUUUUGGUUCGGUAUGCGUGUAAUGUGGGCGUAAAAAUUUUCAAAUAAAAAGAAACGACCAACUUCCAUUUAAUUGUGAAGUGAAGAACCAGUUUUAUUAUUGAUUUUUAUGAACAAUACAUGGCAAAAUAAUCUUAGGUAACGAUUAUUGCGGGUCAUUGACGAGAAGAUUGAAGUGUCAUGUCCUUAAUAACUAUAUUUAUCAAUUAAAAUCACCUUACAGUGAGUCAUUAAUUGUAGGAAUUAGACUCAUAAUCUUUCUGGAAUUUCCAGCCACAACAUGCCAAUAAGAUAGCACAAAGUAAAUGAAAAAGAAUGGCGAAGUCCAGUUACAGUAAGAUUGACGAGUAUGGCUUUGAACGACCUGACAAUUUCAACUAUGAGGUGUAUGACAGUUUUAUGUCCAAAUACAUAAGAGUCUUAACUAGGAGAUCAUUAAGAUGGAACACCAUAAAAGAAGGUCAUUAUACCAAAAAUAACACACUAAAACGCUUUAUUCGAAAGGGAAUACCAAGUGACCGAAGAGUUGCAGUUUGGAUGGCAACAUCAGGAGCUGACAGAUUACGAAAUGAGAGCCCUUUAACUUAUCAAGAUCUUAGAAAGAAAGUAAACAACAAAGCACUGAUAGAAACAAUUCAGAUUGAUCUUCCCAGGACAUUUCCAGACAAUAUUUAUUUUACGAGUCAUGAAUAUCUACCUCAACAAUUAUUUAAUGUUUUGGCGACUUUUUCUCAUCAAAAUACAGAAGUAGGGUACUGUCAAGGCCUAAAUUAUAUAGCAGGUUUACUUUUGUUAGCAACAAAAAGUGAAGAAGCGUCGUUCUGGCUGCUAAAGGUUCUAGUAGAGCAACUACUACCAAAGUAUUAUAUUCCAAGUAUGUCGGGCUUACUUACAGAUUUAGAUGUAUUGAAUGCACUUAUUCAAAAACAAGAACCUAUAUUACAUCGCCACAUACAAAACAUAGGCAUGCCUUGGGCUUUAGGAACAACAAAAUGGUUUAUUUGUUUGUACUCAGAAGUACUACCGACGGAAACGGUAUUGAGAAUAUGGGACUGUUUAUUUAAUGAAGGAUCAAAAGUCUUGUUACGAGUAGCAAUUACACUAAUAAAACUUCACAAACAAAAAAUUUUGGAAACUACAGAAUUAAGUGAACUUAUAGCAUGUUUUAGGGAUAUGCGCAGUCAUGAAGGUGUGAUUGAUUGCCAUCAGUUUAUGAAGGAUGUUUUUACGCUUCCAGGAAGUUUUUCGUCUAAUAGUUUAGACAAGUUAAGGAUAAAACAUCAAAAAUAAUUAAUGCUUUGUUUUAUUUUUAUAUCAACAUGAUUCUAGUCGUUUUGUCUAUUUAUACAGCCAAUACACUUUUGUAUGAA
This is a messenger RNA of Zophobas morio, 1435 nucleotides long. RefSeq names its product growth hormone-regulated TBC protein 1-A. The record is from RefSeq and is a predicted model, not a curated record. Bases 381 to 1355 code for a protein of 324 amino acids. NCBI's taxonomy places the organism in Eukaryota, Metazoa, Arthropoda, Insecta, Coleoptera, Tenebrionidae. The transcript is spliced from 4 exons.